This is a messenger RNA of Vespula pensylvanica (western yellowjacket), 2868 nucleotides long. RefSeq names its product sialin-like. Bases 524 to 2023 code for a protein of 499 amino acids. The record is from RefSeq and is a predicted model, not a curated record. Lineage: Eukaryota; Metazoa; Arthropoda; Insecta; Hymenoptera; Vespidae. Gene Ontology annotation, biological process: transmembrane transport; monoatomic anion transport. Gene Ontology annotation, cellular component: plasma membrane. The transcript is spliced from 10 exons. Gene Ontology annotation, molecular function: transmembrane transporter activity.
UAGAAGACCUUGGUAGAAGCUCGCUCGUAUUAGAUCAUGUUACAUCGUCGGACUUGGACUAUUGUUUGAGUCUCUACCGUGUAUUGUUUAAAGAGUGUGAAAAGAAGCACAAGUCAUCACGGGUAUUUAGUUUUGUAAGCAUUUUUGGCAUAUAUAUUGCGUUAAGAUAAGACAAAUGCAGAAGAAAGAAGACGCCAAAGUUCAUCAAAUGAUCGAGAAAAAAGUAACGAUCACAGUGAAAUCUCACAGUAACGAGUAUCCAACAGUUUAUUGAUCGCAGUCGCUUUCGCGGUUAAAAUUCACUUUACUAAUCUGGACAAGAAUGAAACACGUGCACGUAUAGAAAUAAGAGGUAAUACUCGUUUAUAUAUCUCGAACGGAGUUCUUUGAUCAAAGAAAUAAUUGUUGGAUUUAAAUUGAUUCCUAACGAGAACACGAAAGACUAGGUAGUUUUGAAAGUGCAACGAACUUGCAUUUAUAAAGGGGCAUCGUCGUCAAUCAUUGUCCUCGUACGAAAAGCAAAAUGACCCUCUUCCGGAAGUACAAUGAAAAAAUACCUCGCCGGGGUAUUCUUGGAGCGAUGAUGUUUUUGGCCUGUAUGUUCUCAUAUGUAAUACGUACAAAUUUGUCUAUUACCAUUGUUGCUAUGGUAAAUGCGACUAGUAAAAAUGGUACUGUUGGUCCUAUUUGUACUGCAGACUCUCUUACGAGUAAUAAAACUAUUGAGCUAAAAGAUUACGGUGAACGUUACGAAUGGAAUCAGCAUGUACAAGGACUUUUACUUUCUGGAUAUUUUUAUGGUGUUUUACCAGCCAGUGUACCAGCUGGUCUUUUAGCUGAGAAGUAUGGAGGUUCUAAAGUGGUUGCAUUUGCUACAUUAAUUCCUGCAGUAUUAAAUCUCCUGAUGCCAUGGGCUUCCAGUAUUCACUAUGGCUUUGUUUUCAUGCUUCGUUUUAUGAUGGGAUUUUUUGGUGGUGCUGUUUAUCCUGCUCUUCAUGCAAUGAUUGCAAGAUGGGUACCACCUAGCGAAAAAGGAAUGUUUGUGUGGACUAUGCAAGGUGGACCUUUUGGUACGGUUGUAACAUUUUCUUUAUGUGGACAAGUAAUCAGUUCUUUUGGAUGGAAAGCAGCUUAUUACGUUACUAGUGGACUUAUGUUACUUUUUUAUGUUCUGUGGGUUUAUCUGAUAUAUGAUACACCUGAUGUUCAUCCAGGAAUAACUCAAAAAGAAAAGUCAUAUAUAAAAGAGCAAAUAGGUACUUCUAUAUCAAAACAAAAGGUGCCACUUCCUAUAAAAUCUGUUGUCACAUCGGUACCAUUCUUAGUUCUGUUGUGGGCUCACUUUGCAAAUAUGUGGGGCAUAUAUUUCAUUGCAACUAAUGGUCCAAAGUAUACUUUAGAAGUACUUGGAUUCAACAUGAAAUCGGGUGGCUUUCUUACAGGCUUACCUUACAUAGCUAGAUUAGGUGCUGGAGUAUUAUUUGCAGCUGCUGGUGAUUAUAUUCGAAGAAAAAAUAUUUUAACAUUAGAACUGAUUCGUAAAAUAUUUAUGCUAUUUUCACACAUGGGUCCAGCUAUUGCUUUGAUUAUUAUGACUUAUGCUGGUUGUGAUGCAACAACAGCAUUGGUGAUGUUGAUCUUGGCAUUGACUUUUAAUGGUGCCGCUUGUCAAACUAGUUUAGUAAAUCAUCAAGAUCUUGCACCGAAUUUUGCUGGUUCUUUGUAUGGUGUUAUGAAUACUUUUGGUAGUUUCCCUGGAUUUAUUAUCCCACCGAUUAUUGGUGCUUUAACCAACGAAAGGAAUGGAGUGGAAGAAUGGCGUAUUAUGUUCUGGUUAUCAGCAGGAGUAUUUGUUUCUGCAACAAUUCUAUUUUGGAUCUUUGGAUCUGCGCAAAUACAACCAUGGAAUGACUUGAGUCAUUCUAAACCUACAGAAAUAUUAGAAGAAGAAAAGCAAAUGACAGUAAUGGAAGUACCAGUGAAAGAAUUACAGACUGAGAAUGACGAGAAUGAACGUUUGUAGGAUAUUACAGAUAAUUUAAAAUUUAGAUCGAAAUGCUAAAUUACAUUUUUAUUAGGGAAGGUAAUUUUAAUUUCGUUUUAUCUCACCAUCUUUCUACUUCUUUUUUUUUUUAUAUAUAUAUAUAUAAAUAGAAAUACAUUUUCUGAUGACUGCUACAAUGCACAAUUUACUUAUAUGAAUUUUAACAGCAAUGAAUUUCAUUUAUUACAUCAUUUUUUCAAGAUAUUGUUAUGAUUUUCUAUUAUUAUUUUCAAUUUUCAUUCGCUAAUAAUUAAGCAUUUUAUUUCGAUAAGAAUAUCUUACAAAGAGAUUUACUUACUACAAUAAUUUUUACUCUUAUAUUUUAUCUGACCAAAAAUAUUAAUAGCAUACCAAUAUAGAUUUUAUAUAUAUAUAUUAUAUAUAUGGACUUUUAUAUAUAAUUAUAAAUUAAUACUAUAAGCAUGCUUAUUUAUAAGUAUUUAUAAAAUUAUAUUUUCUUAUUAAUUUAUAUGUGAUGAUCUUUGAACUACUUAAUGACUACCAAAAAGUAAGAAUCUUUGGUACUUUUUGCAUACGCGUAUUAAUUAAAUGACUAACAUUUCUUGCCAUAAAUAAUUAUAAAACUUUUGAAAAAUUAUAUUACUUACAGUUUAGAAGAUAUGUGUGAUCUAUUGUAAAGGUGACAAUAUUGUACGCUUAUAAAUAUCUUGAUAUCUAAUUUAUCGAUUUUAUAAUUUUACAAAUAAUUUAUUCACAGGAUAUACAUGAAUACAAAACUUCCAGAAAUUUUAUAUGUUUUGAAAAAACAAAGCUAGCAAUAAUAGAUUUGACAUGUCUGCCAUAGAGUGAACUGUACAUUACAU